AAACAAUCCUGACAACCCUGGUCGGAUAACAACAAAAGAAAAGGCCCACAACAUCUGUGAAAAUAUACAAAAAACAGUCGCGAUAAUAAUCCACAAAAAAGAACACCAUGGAACUUCCAGACACCUACUACAGCAAGGAUGAAUACGUUGAGACGGCCUCCGGAAACAAGGUGAGCCGCCACACGGUGCUCUGCGGCUCCCAGAACAUCGUCCUCAAUGGCAAAGUGAUCGUUCAGAGCGGAGCUAUUAUUCGCGGGGAUCUGGCCAAUGUGCGAGCCGGUCGGUACUGCGUGAUUAGCAAGGACUCUGUAAUCCGACCACCUUACAAACAAUUCAGCAAAGGCAUCGCCUUCUUUCCCAUGCACAUAGGCGAUCAUGUCUUCAUUGGUGAGGGUGCCGUCGUCUCAGCGGCCACAAUAGGUUCCUGUGUCUACAUUGGAAAGAAUGCUAUUAUUGGCCGGCGAUGCACACUCAAGGAUUGUUGUGUGAUUGAAGACGGCGCUGUGCUGCCACCAGAAACCACAGUGUCCAGUUACAUGCGCUACACUAAGAAAGGCACCAUCGAAGGGGGUCAGGGAAAUCCGUACUUCGUGCCAGCCGCCAUGCAGGAAGAGAUGAUCAACUACACUAAAUCAUUCUACGAGCAUUUCGUCCGCACCCCUGCUCCGGCGAGCUGAAAAUAGAAGUUAAUAAAUGCAAGUUCCGGGCUUAUCCUUCACCAAAGUGAAGCUGGACACUUGGCUUGAAAAGUUGGCUCCAUAAGCUCUAGAAAUAUUGAAAGUGAAUACCGAAACUGCUUAAUUUUUUACAUUAUUUAUGAGAUAAAUAUAUAAGUAUUCUACAAUUAA
Molecule: messenger RNA, 848 nt
Organism: Drosophila ananassae
Lineage: Eukaryota; Metazoa; Arthropoda; Insecta; Diptera; Drosophilidae
Gene: DCTN5-p25
Product: dynactin subunit 5
Exons: 3
Coding region: 108-677 (189 amino acids)
Source: RefSeq, a predicted model, not a curated record